AUGCACCUGGAUGAAGCAAGGGGCAGCAAGCUGAGCCUUCCUCGAGAGGAGGAGGAGGCUGAGGAGCUGCGGUGCAAGCAGGGUCCCAGCGGAGGAAAAGAGGAGGCCUCUCUUGCAGAAAAUAACCCCACACGGGUGCCACAGGGGAAGCCUGGAGAGCGAAGCUCCAUCCUCUAUUCUGCUGGACAGUUUUUCUUUGAGUACCUGGUGGUGGUGUCGCUGAAGAAGAUGUCAGAUGGACAUUACGAACCCAAGAUAACCUACCAGUUCCCAAAGCGUGAGAACUUGCUGAAGGGCCAGAAGGAGGAGGAGGAACGUCUCCUGCAAGCCAUCCCUCUCUUCUGCUUCCCUGACGGCAACAACUGGGCCCCGGUCACUGAGUUUACCAGUGAAACCUUCUCUUUCGUCCUGACCAACGUGGAUGGCAGCAGGAAGAUCGGCUACUGCAGGCGGCUGCUGCCGUCCGGCCGUGGUGUCCGCCUCCCUGAAGUCUUCUGCAUCAUCAGCUGCCUGGGCUGCUUCGGGCUCUUCUCCAAGAUCCUGGACGAGGUGGAGAAGAGACGCCAGAUCUCCAUGGCAGUGAUUUACCCAUUCAUGCAGGGCCUUCGGGAAUCACCCUUCCCAGCACCAGGGAAAACUGUCACCAUUAAAAGCUUCAUCCCUGAGUCAGGCACAGAGAUCAUCGAGCUCACACGGCCCGUGGAUGCCCACCUGGAGCACGUGGAGUUUCAGGCUCUGCUCCAGCGGCUCAGCCCCCACCUCAUCCUGCACAUCUUCGCCUCUGCCGUGUUGGAGCGACGGCUCAUUUUCCUGGCAGAGGAGCUGAGCGUCCUGUCGCAGUGCAUCCACGCAGUGGCUGCUCUCCUCUACCCCUUCACCUGGGCUCACACUUACAUCCCCGUGGUCCCUGAGUGCCUGCUCGACACUGUCUGCUGCCCCACACCCUUCAUGGUCGGCAUCCAGAUGCGGCACUUGGAGCGGGUCCUGGACCAGCCAAUGGAGGAGGCUCUGAUAGUUGACCUCUGCGAAGGAAAGAUCCUCCGGGCGGUCGGCGAUGAGGAGGAGAUCUUGCCCAUCAAGCUGCAGAACGAGAUGCUGACGUCUCUGAACAGGCACAACAACAACAACAACGUACACACAUCCGAGCAGGUGAACACGCUCGUCUCUGAAACCUUCGUGCAAUUCUUCGUCCGAAUGGUUGGCCAUUACGCCUCGCACAUCAAAUGGAGUAAAAACAGCUCAGGCACCUUCCAGGAGCGAGCCUUCUGCAAAGCCAUCACCUCCAAGACCAACCGCAAAUUUGUGAAAAAGUUUGUGAAGACGAAUAUGUUUUCCCUAUUUAUUGAGGAAGCAGAAAAGAGCAGAAUCCCACAGGAAGCGUAUUUCCAGCAGAAAAUAACAGAGUACCACGAACAGAAGAAGCACCGAAGGGACUCCUGAAGUCCAGCCUGGGAGCACAGGAGCAGGGCUGGGACCGAGCAGGUCUCCCCACCAGCACCACGUGGCACAGACUCGCCGUGUGCCCUAAGUCCACUGGCAGAACACGCCGGACUCCGCUGGAUCUGUCCACCGGUUCCUGCCCAUGUGUGACUCAUGAGAUGUGUGGGCAGCACCCAACACCAGUUUCUACCCUUUCUUUUUUUUCCUCAGGGCAUCAUUGCACUGAAAAACUCUUUAGCACAGAGCUAGCAAAGCAGGCUGGGGUUUCUUUUCUGAUCUUGCUAGCAGUCCGGAUGAACUGUGGCUCAAAGUGCCCUGCACAGAGUCUUUGGCCCCACCAGGACCUGACACAGCAAGGGAGGGAAGUCAGGGAGCUGGCUGCAGGACAACAAAGGUUGUAGAGUAAUUGUUAGAGAGAGAAAAAAAAAAAAAAGAAGAAAAAAACACAACAAAAAAAAAGAUGAGUAGGAAAUAGUGUUAUUUCUAAUUAAAACAAACCUAGGUUUUGCAAACAAGUAACAUCCUAUUGAGUAGGUUUCCAAGGUUGCUGUUAUUAACAAAUGUUUUGGUUUGUUUUUUAUCAGGAUCUGCUCAUUGUUAAAUACCAGCAGGAACAGUCGUGCUGGAUUUUAGCGGUUUCCUCUGUAGCAGCUGUCUGCUUCAUUGGUACCACUUAGAGCCCAGUUUAGCUCUUAAAAGAAACAAAAAUAUUCUUCUCCAACAGGUUAUUUAUUUGUGCUGUAAGCAAACUGUGAAGGCCACAGGGCUGUGUUUUGUAGUAGAGGGAAAUGGCUGAUCAGCUGCUUUGGGUAGGAAGUAUUUGUUAAAUCCAGCAGUAAAACAUGUCGACGUCC
Athene cunicularia (burrowing owl) is the source of this 2294-nucleotide messenger RNA. RefSeq names its product DENN domain containing 2D (gene DENND2D). Gene Ontology annotation, cellular component: cytosol; nucleoplasm. The coding region runs from base 1 to 1440 and encodes 479 amino acids. The record is from RefSeq and is a predicted model, not a curated record. Lineage: Eukaryota; Metazoa; Chordata; Aves; Strigiformes; Strigidae. The transcript is spliced from 12 exons.